GAUUUGGAGGUGCUGAAAGGGAUUAUUCUUCAUGGUUCGAGGCUGUUGUCCAAUUACGAAAGUACAGAUAUUGUUAAUGGAUUUUCCAGUGUGAUAUCAGAAUUCAACUGUAUGAUAUUUGAUAAUUUCCCUUGUUUUUAGAUUAAAGAACAACCAUGAACGGGAAUGCACAGAGAAAGAAGAUAGGAGUGGCCCUGUUUGGCGUAGGGCGUGCCGGAGCCAUCCACAUCAAGUACCUUGCCAUCUGUCCUCGCGUCGAGCUGAGGUGGAUCGUGGAGGAGGACGUCGAGAAGGUCAAGCCGUACUUGGACCAGCUCUAUCUCUACGAUACUCCGGUCAUCUCCAACAAAGAAGCUGAUAAGGUGUGGAAUGACGAGAAGACUGAAGCGAUUGUAGUUUGUGUACCAACUUUACUUCAUGAAUCUAUCAUUCUGAAAGGGCUUGAUAAGGGGAAGGCCAUAUUUGUGGAGAAACCAAUCGCUGUGAAGUUAACCGACACAAGGGAAUGCUACCUCAAGGCUGCUAGGGUGGGCAAGCCUCUCUUCUGUGCUUUUAACAGGCGGUUUGAUCCAUCUAUCCGUAAGCUGAGACAGAGGGUGCAGAAUGGGGAGAUAGGUCAGGUCAGGUGUAUAAAGACGACGGCCAGGGAUGCCCCUUUUCCUCCUAUAGAAUACCUUAAAAUAUCAGGUGGAUUCUACCAUGACUGCGCUGUUCACGACAUCGACCUUGUUCUCUGGAUCCUUGGUGAGAAGCCAACCAGCAUCUUUGCUCAGGGCCACGCCUUCAACCACCAAAUCAAAGCCAUGAACGAUGUCGACCAGGCUGCCAUCGUCCUCAAGUUUCCGAGUGGCAUAAUCGCAACUAUCGACCUCAACCGUGACGCUGUGUAUGGUUACGACCAACGAAUAGAGGUUUUAGGGUCCAAAGGUAUGUUGCAAUCACAGAACAGAAUAGAGGCACCUCUCACAAAGCACAAUGAACAGGGAGAACUUCUAGAUCUGAUCUUCCCAUCGUUCCCUGAGCGCUACAACCAGUCGUACUGCGAUGAGAUGGGUCACUUCCUUGACGCUGUAGAAGGAAAGAUUGAGAAGUUGGAUGUGUCGAUGGAAGACACGUUGAGUAUAUCGUGGAUUGCUGAGCUAUGCGAGCAGUCUAUGCAUCAGGGCAAGAUGAUCCCUUUCACCCAGCCCACCUUCUAAAGUUCUACCACCGUGUGUGUAGGAAGAUCCGCUAAAUUGUCUACCAAUGAUGGAUGAAUGCUCGCAAGAUGAUCCCUGUAACCAAGCCAGCGUUCUAAAGGUCUACCACUGUUUGGGUAGGAAGAUCCGAUAAAUGCUCCACCAAUGAUGAAUGAUUUCAAGAUGAUCCCUUUCACCAAGCCAGCGUUCUAAAGAUCUACCUCCAUGUGGGUAGGAAGAUCCGCUAAAUUGUCUACCAAUGAUGGAUGAAUGCUCGCAAGAUGAUCCCUGUAACCAAGCCAGCGUUCUAAAGGUCUACCACUGUUUGGGUAGGAAGAUCCGAUAAAUGCUCCACCAAUAAUGAAUGAUUUCAAGAUGAUCCCUUUCACCCAGCCCACCUUCUAAAGUUCUACCACCGUGUGUGUAGGAAGAUCCGCUAAAUUGUCUACCAAUGAUGGAUGAAUGCUCGCAAGAUGAUCCCUGUAACCAAGCCAGCGUUCUAAAGGUCUACCACUGUUUGGGUAGGAAGAUCCGAUAAAUGCUCCACCAAUAAUGAAUGAUUUCAAGAUGAUCCCUUUCACCCAGCCCACCUUCUAAAGUUCUACCACCGUGUGUGUAGGAAGAUCCGCUAAAUUGUCUACCAAUGAUGGAUGAAUGCUCGCAAGAUGAUCCCUGUAACCAAGCCAGCGUUCUAAAGGUCUACCACUGUUUGGGUAGGAAGAUCCGAUAAAUGCUCCACCAAUGAUGAAUGAUUUCAAGAUGAUCCUUUUCACCAAGCCUACGUUUUAAAGAUCUACCUCCAUGUGGGUAUGAAGAUCCGAUAAAUGCUCCACCAAUAAUGAAUGAUUUCAAGAUGAUCCCUUUCACCCAGCCCACCUUCUAAAGUUCUACCACCGUGUGUGUAGGAAGAUCCGCUAAAUUGUCUACCAAUGAUGGAUGAAUGCUCGCAAGAUGAUCCCUGUAACCAAGCCAGCGUUCUAAAGGUCUACCACUGUUUGGGUAGGAAGAUCCGAUAAAUGCUCCACCAAUAAUGAAUGAUUUCAAGAUGAUCCCUUUCACCCAGCCCACCUUCUAAAGUUCUACCACCGUGUGUGUAGGAAGAUCCGCUAAAUUGUCUACCAAUGAUGGAUGAAUGCUCGCAAGAUGAUCCCUGUAACCAAGCCAGCGUUCUAAAGGUCUACCACUGUUUGGGUAGGAAGAUCCGAUAAAUGCUCCACCAAUGAUGAAUGAUUUCAAGAUGAUCCUUUUCACCAAGCCUACGUUUUAAAGAUCUACCUCCAUGUGGGUAUGAAGAUCCGAUAAAUGCUCCACCAAUAAUGAAUGAUUUCAAGAUGAUCCCUUUCACUAAGCCUAUAUACGUUCUAAAGAUCUUCUACAUGUAUAUAGGUACUGUGUGUGUAGGAAAGUCCAAUAAAUUCGUUGUUUUGAAGUUGACAAACUUUGCCAUCAGUUACUUAGGUAACUUGCCAUCGAAUAAUCGACAAUCAUAGGAACCAUACUCAAAAGAGACAAUCAGACUUAAGGACUCUGAAUUAUUCUAAUGGGGAGAUUUUGCAACUGCAGCAAGGACAGAUUCAAGAACACAGUAAAUGUAUUGAAAAUGCCCGUCAAAUGACAAGGAUCAGCUGGGAGGUCUUUGUCGGAAAUUGCGGUGUACUGGAACAGCAGUUUCGUCCCAAGUUUCAGGGAUGAUGAAAAAAAUGCAAAUAUGGCGUUUGUCCAAAGUCCAGGACGAAACUGCUGUUUUGAUUCACGAAUUUUCGACAAAGACUACUUGGUUAUGCUUUGUAAUGAAGGGCAUUUGACAAUAUAGUAGCUAUGUUUUGAUUUGAACCCAUCAUGCAACAUGGAAGUAAAAACUCCCUAUAUACUUUAACUUAGGCUACAGGCUGGAUUUUAACAGAUGUGCAUUAUCAUGCCUAUAUAUUAAACCCAUAAUUUGGUGAGUUUUGUGCACUCUGAUGGAAACAGAUCCAACUCAUCUCUUAGGCUAGCAUGCACCCGACAACUGGUCUACAAUCUUGUCUUGGAAAGAUCCCAUUUUGGUUGUUUACUGAAAAUAUGAAUGAAUAUAAUCUAUUGUUAUUUGAGGUUUAAAUCUUAUAUGUAAGAAUACUAGUAUCAAUUUUUUUGUUAAUAAUUGCAAGCCAUUACUUUAGACUAAAGGCCAAAUUUAUUUAAAAUCAUAGCCAAUUGUCUUGUGUCAUGUGUACAAUCCAAGUGCACAAAUUGUUUCAUUUGUUUUUUUGGAAGAUGGCAAUUUAAAUCUAGCAACAGCAUAACAAUAUAUGUUUAUUUUCUUUAAUAUGAGAAAAUUUAAUCAUGAUAUAAGUUCGAAAUGUUUUUAUGUAUAGUUUCAAAAUAUUUUUUGUGUACUUAUAAAAUAGAGUCUAGCAGUUAAAUAUAUAUAACUUCAUACAUAUAGUCAUAUCUUUUCAUAUGGGAAUUUGUGUCUUUUUUUAUAUUCAUUUAUACAUACAUGUAGAUGAUCAAAAUAUUGUGGCAAUGGAAAUGGCAGAAAGUGCAUUCCAAAAGUAUAGAUUUUCCAUUCCUCGAAGUAUAUAGCUUAAUCUAUACAGCUACAGUUGUAUGUAGCAGAUUAGGUUGGUCAUUUUUGUCUCACCUGCAUAGCAGAGUGAGACUAUAGGCGCCGCUUUUCCGACGGCGACGGCGGCGGCGUCAACACCAAAUCUUAACCUGAGGUUAAGUUUUUGAAAUGACAGCAUAACUUAAUAUGUAUAUGGACCUAGUUCAUGAAACUUGGCCAUAAGGUUAAUCAAGUAUUACUGAACAUCCUGCAUGAGUUUCACGUCACAUGACCAAGGUCAAUGGUCAUUUAGGGUCAAUGAACUUAGACCAUGUUGGGGGAAUCAACAUCAAAAUCUUAACCUAAGGUUAAGUUUUUGAAAUGUCAUCAUAACUUAGAAAAUAUAUGGACCUAGUUCAUGAAACUUAUACAUAAGGUUAAUCAAGUAUCACUGAACAUCCUGCAUGAGUUUCACGUCACAUGACCAAGGUCAAUGGUCAUUUAGGGUCAAUGAACUUUGGCCGAAUUGGGGGUAUCUGUAGAUUUACCAUCAUAACUUUAAAAGUUUAUGGAUCUGAUUCAUGAAACUUGGACAUAAUAGUAAUCAAGUAUUACUGAACAUCCUGUGCAAGUUUCAGGUCACAUGAUCAAGGUCAAAGGUCAUUUAGGGUCAAUGAACUUUGGUCAAAUUGGGGUAUUUGUUGAAUUACCGCCAUAACUUUGAAAGUGUGUUGGUCUAGUUCAUAAAACUUGGACAUAAGAGUAAUCAAGUAUCACUGAACAUCCUUUGCGCAUUUUAGGUCACAUGACCAAGGUCAAAGGUCAAUGAACUUUGGCUUAAUGGGGGUAUCUGUUGAAUUACCAUCAUAACUUGGAAAGUUGAUGGAUCUUUCUCUUGAAACUUGGACAUAAGAGUAAUCAAGUAUCACUGAACAUCCUGUACGAGUUUCAGGUCACAUGAUCAAGGUCAAAGGUCAUGUAAGGUCAAUGAACUUUGGCCACGUUGGGGGUAUUUGUUGAAUUACCAUCAUAUCUCUAUAAGUGUAUGGGUCUAGUUCAUAAAACGUAGAAAUAAGAGUAACCAAGUAUCACUGAACAUCUUGUGCGAGUUAUAGUAGUUUUCAAAAUCAGCACUGCUGCUAUAUUGAAUCGCGUGAUGCAGGUGAGACGGCCAGAGGCAUUCAUCUUGUUUUAGCUAAUGGUACUAAUUAUUUCUUAUUGUUUUGAUCUAACUCAGGGAUCCGAAGAUCCAGGUAAGAUCAUUUGACUAAAAGGCCAAAAUACAUGUAGAUAUUAGGCCCAGCCGACUGGCGGAUCCAGGGGGGGGGGGGGGCACAGCCGGCCCGUGCCUUAAUUUUUUAAUUUUGCUUGUCAAACUUUUUCUCGGAAAAAUGUGCCCCCCCCCCCUUUUGGAAAAUCUUGGAUCCGCCCCUGGCCCAGCCGCCGUUAAAUCCACCAGACCAAGGUGAUAUUUGGCACUGGCAUAAAUCUGUGGCCUCAUACUAAUCUUGAGAUUUCCCCUAUACAGAAAAGAGUAAAAAAUCUCAUGGAUUUAGGAGUGAACACAGAAUUUCACAGAAAAUGCAAUUUAUUAGGCACCAAGAAUUUGAAUUACUGAAAUUCAAAGAAAAUUAUGAAAUCUGCAUAUAUUGCAGUGCAUGUUUAAAAUUCAAAUAGAGAAAAUUCACCCUUUACUGCAAUUGUUUUAUCAUUAUCCAAGGUCAUAUAUUUCGGUGUUAGAACACCACAGAAUUUUCAUUUUUCAAUACGGAAUACUUGAGACUCUAGUCAAUUUAAGGAUAACUUGGCAUACAAAUCACCACGCAUUGCAUCUCAAAAUGGAGUACUAAUUUUUUUCUCAGACAUUUCAUGUCAUUUAUUUGUCAAUCUCAGUAAUUGGACAAUCCGUCACAGGUAUUCAGAACUGUAUAAUGUAUAAGGAUAACAAGUGGCAACUCUUUUAAGGUUUGCAUGAAUGUGGAUCUUGGCAAAUACAAAUACUUUAUUUUUUAUCUUUUGAAAUCUUUAUUGAUUUUCAUAAUUUUAUGAUAUAAAUAUUUAAUCGAAAUGACCAAAGUUAACUAUUUUUAUAUCAGGUUCAUGUAAAUUUGUUUGAUUUACUUGUGAUUGGGGUGAUUAACUAUUGUUUAUUGUUAUUUUGUUAAUGUAGCACAAAAUACUUGUAUGUGUACAAAAUGUACUGAAUGUUGUAUUAAUAUAUUAAUAAAUUCAGGGCUUUCGUUAAGUGUGAGGAAUUAUGAGAUUACCAAAGUAUUUUCAAGAAGAAUGAUAUCAUAUUGAUCUACUUUAUCAUAUUUUAACAAUUUUAAUAACAACAAAGUACUAUGUCUCAGGAUAAUUUUGAAUUGGAACAAUGUGUGUGAAGUCCAUGCAAGUACUUAUCGAGAAUAAAGUAAUUAAGAGAAUUAAA
Lytechinus pictus (painted urchin) is the source of this 6136-nucleotide messenger RNA. RefSeq lists its product as uncharacterized. Gene Ontology annotation, biological process: NADPH regeneration. Gene Ontology annotation, molecular function: oxidoreductase activity; nucleotide binding. Gene Ontology annotation, cellular component: cytoplasm. The transcript has 7 exons. NCBI's taxonomy places the organism in Eukaryota, Metazoa, Echinodermata, Echinoidea, Temnopleuroida, Toxopneustidae. The record is from RefSeq and is a predicted model, not a curated record. Bases 156 to 1199 code for a protein of 347 amino acids.